GAGAGAGAGAGCGAUCUACUUUCCAUUUUAUACUCCACUCUCUGGAAGGUAAAACAGAUCAAACCGGUUUACUUGGCAGUGCCACUUUUGUAACUAAAGUUUGCUGGAUGCCACACAAAUGAUGGAGGGAAAGAGAUCAGACUCCCCAAAACCCAGCUGUGUGUCCAUGAAGAGUGAAGAGUCAAUGGAUCGUCCAUUUGAGUUCCGAGACGGAGACAGUUCUGCUGUUAAGAGAAUGAUGAAGAGAAAGAGAUCAGACUCCCCAAAACCCAGCUGUGUGUCCAUGAAGAGUGAAGAGUCAAUGGAUCGUCCAUUUGAGUUCCGAGACGGAGACAGUUCUGCUGUUAAGAGACCACAAAGGAAGAAAUCAAAGAGAAAUCAGUUGGAUUCCAUAUUCAAGGAGCUGGAACACAAAGUCAUCACACUGAUAAAGAAUGAGCUGAAGAGGUUUAGGAAGCGCCUGAGUCCAGAUUACCCAGCAUGCACUGAGAGGGAGGUGGAGGAUGAGGAGGAUCUGCAGAGUGUCAGAGAGGGAGCACUGAAGAUCACACUGCACGUCCUGAAGAACAUGAACCACACAGAUCUCGCUAACACACUGCACGACAAACUGCACCAGCAAACAUUAAAAUCCAAUUUGAGAGAGAAAUGUAAAAGAAUUAAUGAAGGAAUCUCACAACCUGGAAGCUCAGCACUUCUGAAUGAGAUCUACACGGAGCUCUACAUCACAGAGGGUUGGAGUGGAGACGUCAAUAAUGAACAUGAGGUGAGACAGAUUGAGACAGCGUCCAGGAGACCAGCAACACAGGAGACACCCAUCAAAUGUAAUGACCUCUUUAAAGACAAGUCCAUCAGAACUGUGCUGACUAAAGGAGUUGCUGGAAUUGGAAAAACAGUCUCUGUGCAGAAGUUCAUUCUGGACUGGGCUGAAGGAAAAGCAAAUCAGGACGUCACCUUCAUGUUUCCACUUCCCUUUAGAGAGCUGAACCUGAUGAAGCAGAAAACUCUCAGUCUGAUGAAUCUUCUUCAUUACUUUUUCCCAGAAAUGAGAAAACUAGAAUUAAUAGACUGCAAGUCCUACAAAGUGAUGUUCAUCUUUGAUGGCCUGGAUGAGUGUCGACUUCCUCUAAAUUUCCAGAACAAUGAGAGACUGUGUAAUGUGACAGAGUCAGCCUCAGUGGAUGUGCUGCUGACAAACCUCAUCAAGGGGAAUCUGCUUCCCUCUGCUCUCCUCUGGAUAACCUCUCGACCAGGAGCAGUCAAUCAGAUCCCUCCUGAGAGUGUAGACCUGGUAACAGAGGCACGAGGGUUCAUUGAUCCUCAGAAAGAGGAGUACUUCAGGAAGAGGAUCAGUGAUCAGAAGCUGGCCAAUAAAAUCGUCACACACAUGAAGUCAUCAAGAAGCCUCUACAUCAUGUGCCACAUCCCAGUCUUCUGCUGGAUCUCAGCCACUGUUCUAGAGAGAAUGUUGGGUGAAGCAGAGAGUGGAGAGAUCCCCAAGACUCUGACCCAAAUGUUCACACACUUCCUGAUCUUUCAGAUCAAACACAAGGACCAAAAGUACCAUCAGAAAUGUGACCCUGAUCCUCAGCAGACCAGAGAGAGUAUCCUGGCACUGGGAAAACUGGCUUUCCAACAGCUGGAGAAAGGAAACCUGAUCUUCUAUGAGGAAGACCUGAGAGAGUGUGGUAUUGAUGUCAGAGAAGUGUCAGUGUACUCAGGAGUGUGUACCCAGAUCUUCAGAGAGGAGUUUGGGCUUCACCUGGGGAAGGUGUUCAGCUUUGUACAUCUGAGUGUUCAGGAAUUUCUGGCUUCUUUAUAUGCAUUUCUGUCCUUCAUCAGCAGAAGUGUGACAGAACAAACCACUGAUCUGUCUGAUCUUUUCAGCAAGUCACACAUGUCUGAUUUCCUCAGGAGUGCAGUGGACAAGGCCUUACAGAGUAAGAAUGGACACCUGGACCUGUUCCUCCGCUUCCUUCUGGGUCUCUCCCUGGAGUCCAAUCAGGCUCUCCUCCAAGGCUUAAUGCCACAGACAGGAAGCAGCUCUCACAACAAACAGGAAACAGUGAAGUACAUCAAGGAGAAGAUCAGGGAGAAUCCAUCUCCAGAGAAAUCCAUCAAUCUGUUCCACUGUCUGAAUGAACUGAAUGAUCGUUCUCUAGUGCAGGAAGUACAAACUUACCUGAACAGAGAAUAUUAUUGUAGUCUCAGUGGAACCAGCCUCUCUCCUGCUCAGUGGUCAGCUUUUGUGUUUGUGAUACUGAACUCAGAACAGCUGCUGGAUGAGUUUAAUUUGCGUAAAUAUGAUCCAUCAGAUGAAUGUCUUCUGAGGCUGCUGCCAGUGGUCAAAACCUCCAGAAAAGCUGAGCUGUGUGUGUGUAAUCUGACAGAGGAAAGCUGUAGAGGUCUGUCCUCAGCUCUCAGCUCAAACUUCUCCAGUCUGAGAGAACUGGACCUGAGUUACAAUAAACUGCAGGAUUCAGGAGUGACGCUGCUCUCUGCUGGACUGGAGAAUCCACACUGUACACUGGAGAAACUGGAACUACGUGGGUGUGAUCUGACAGAGGAAAGCUGUAGAGUUCUUUCCUCAGUUCUCAGCUCAAACUCCUCCAGUCUGAGAAAACUGGACCUGAGUUACAAUAAACUGCAGGAUUCAGGAGUGAAGCUGCUCUCUGCUGGACUGGAGAAUCCACACUGUACACUGGAGAUACUGAGGCUGAGUGGGUGUAAUCUGACAGAGGAAAGCUGUAGAGUUCUGUCCUCAGUUCUCACCUCGAACUCUUCCAGUCUGAGAGAACUGAACCUGUGUGACAAUAACCUGCAGGAUUCAGGAGUGAAGCUGCUCUCUGCUGGACUGGAGAAUCCACACUGUACACUGGAGAUACUUCGGCUGAGUUCCUGCCGUAUUACAGUUGAAGGUUGUGUUGCUCUGGCUUCAGCUCUGAGGUCAAACUCAUCACACCUGAGAGAACUGAGUCUGUACGGAAAUAAAACAGGAGAAUCAGGACUGAAACUGCUCAGUGAUCUAUUGGAGAAUCCACACAGUAAACUGGAUAAACUACGCUUUUAGUCAUACUACCUCACCAGGACUGAUGUAUGAUGCAUUUUGGCUCAACAUGGAAUCCUUCAGUUUGUUGUAACAUGAAAGUUAUACAUUUGAUUCUCUAUCACAGAACUGAUAUUUAAUGCUGAUUUAAUCCUUUUUUCCUCAAAUAUAGUUUUCAAAACUUUGUUUGUUGUAUGUUAAUCUGUGAUAGAGAUUAUGUUGGUCAUUAUGUUAACAACUCUGUUCCCUGAUUUGUUGUCAUGGUGUUAAAUGACCUCACCUCUGACACUUGGGUCCAGACCAGUAGGUUUCUUCUGCCAGACAAAAACCUGAUAUUUCUUUGUGGAAAAAUGCAGAACUGGCACCUUAUUGAUUCUAUAUUAAAAUGUGUUAUUGGGUCUUUACUGUCCAAAUCUCAGCUCACAUCACUGAGCACUCUCCCCAUGACUUCACUUCCUGUACAUGGGACUGUAACAAACACCUUAAGCUAAACAAUCUAGAACCAGCUGGAAUGUUAUGAUAUCAGAUUGAUCACAGAAAGUCUCAGAAGAACAGAAGUGUGAAAUAAAACUGUCUUACUUCCUGCUAAUAAUCAUUAUGGUGAUGUUAAGAGAUUGAUAAUGUUCAUCUCUGGUUAUCAGUUCACAGUUAUUCUGUAAGCCCACACUAGCUUCUUACACUAAACAUGCAUAUGAGUGUAACUAAGCUCUUGAGAUAAAACAAGUGAAAUAGCUAUACUAUAAAGUCACAUCUUUUGUGCUGUAUUUUCAUAUAAUCUAUGUAACUGCAUCUAACUUUAACAUAUUUAGAUUAUUUUAAAUGAAGAAUGUACAUGCACUUUAUAUAUACCUGUGAUUUAAUAUAAUUUUGUUAACAUGUUGAUAUAUUCAUCUACAGCGUGUGUAGCACAAAAUAAACAAAACACAAAAAUAAAUAAAACACUAAAACACAAGA
Molecule: messenger RNA, 3997 nt
Organism: Pangasianodon hypophthalmus (striped catfish)
Lineage: Eukaryota; Metazoa; Chordata; Actinopteri; Siluriformes; Pangasiidae
Product: NACHT, LRR and PYD domains-containing protein 12-like
Exons: 11
Coding region: 119-3067 (982 amino acids)
Molecular function (GO): protein binding
Source: RefSeq, a predicted model, not a curated record